Messenger RNA from Carassius auratus (goldfish), 1145 nucleotides. RefSeq names its product DCN1-like protein 5. Gene Ontology annotation, molecular function: ubiquitin conjugating enzyme binding; cullin family protein binding; ubiquitin-like protein binding. Lineage: Eukaryota; Metazoa; Chordata; Actinopteri; Cypriniformes; Cyprinidae. Gene Ontology annotation, cellular component: ubiquitin ligase complex. The transcript has 9 exons. The record is from RefSeq and is a predicted model, not a curated record. Bases 225 to 923 code for a protein of 232 amino acids. Gene Ontology annotation, biological process: protein neddylation.
CUGGAGAGCCGGAAGUGUUGGUUUCUCCAAAGCAGUCGCAGGUUUUUAAGCUGAAGUUGUUGAUAAAUAAACUCACCAGGACGAACCGAAAUCAGCAGAUAUUUCAGAGUCUGUACACCUGAAUGCUGACCUUCUCUUCACUGACCCUUAAAUAUUAAACUGGACGGGACGGAAAGCAGCUGUCGGCUUCAGUAAGACUAACCCAAGUCAACUGAACCUCAGUUAUGCCUGUGAAAAAGAAAAGAAAGUCGUCCGGAUCCGAAGACCCAAGCAUCAGAAAGAACAAAAUCACCAGUUACUGUCGGACACAAACUCCAGGACGGCUGCUUAACACAGAUGACCAGUUCUCUAGCAAGAAAUGUCUCGCCUGGUUUUAUGAAUAUGCAGGUUCAGAUGAUAUCGUCGGCCCGGAGAGCAUGGAGAAGUUCUGUGAGGACAUCUGCGUGGAGCCAGAAAACAUUGUUAUGUUAGUUUUAGCCUGGACACUUGAAGCAACAAAUAUGGGAUUUUUCACCAAAGAAGAGUGGCUGAAAGGGAUGACGUCACUACAUUGCGACUGCACUGAGAGAUUACAGGGCAAGCUGGAUUACAUGCGCUCUCAGCUGAACGACCCGGUUUUAUUCAAGAACAUUUACAGAUACGCCUUCGACUUCGCCAGGGAUAAAGAUCAGCGCAGUCUUGAUAUGGACACUGCAAAAUCCAUGUUGGCACUUCUCCUCGGAAGGACGUGGCCUCUGUUCCCAGUUUUCCACCAGUUUCUGGAGCAAUCAAAGUAUAAAGUCGUGAAUAAAGACCAGUGGUGCAACGUCCUGGAGUUCAGCCGCACGGUUAACACAGACCUGAGCAACUAUGAUGAAGACGGAGCUUGGCCAGUGAUGCUGGAUGAGUUUGUGGAGUGGAAUAAAGUCAGAAUUGCAUUAUAGCGCAAGCAGACGCUGGAUUCAAGCACAUCAGAGUUUUGUUGUUUUUCGGUGUGUGACCCAGACGUCUCGAGGACUGCUUCAGCAUGUCCCCAUCACAACCCAGAGACUCUUACAGUGUUACUUUAAAAGAAAAGGGCACAGAGGAAUCACAAGACGAAAGGGGAAAUAUUUUUCUUAUGUAUUAAAUUUGUUGCAGCAGAUCUGUUGCGAGUGUUGUAUGAA